This is a messenger RNA of Melitaea cinxia (Glanville fritillary), 954 nucleotides long. Its product is annotated as glutathione S-transferase 2-like. The record is from RefSeq and is a predicted model, not a curated record. The transcript has 5 exons. NCBI's taxonomy places the organism in Eukaryota, Metazoa, Arthropoda, Insecta, Lepidoptera, Nymphalidae. Gene Ontology annotation, biological process: glutathione metabolic process. Gene Ontology annotation, molecular function: glutathione transferase activity. Bases 201 to 815 code for a protein of 204 amino acids.
CUUUUCUUUUCAGUGAUAUAAACUUUGCAGGGCUACUAUAAAUACAAAGAUAAACAGCAAUAAAACUUUAAAACAUCUGGUCUGAGGCCGUCUCACUUGUACUUCUCAUUCUGUGAUCGGCUGUCACUGCGGUGGCUUGCGUUUUCGUUUAUUUAUAGCGUUUUGUGCAUUAUCUACGCCAUAUUUUGUAUAAAAACAAAAUGCCGAAAGUAGUUUUCUACUAUUUCCCCUUUAAGGCUUUGGGCGAAAGUGCUCGUCUGCUGCUCACAUAUGGCGGCCAGGAGUUCGAUGAUCGCCGCAUCUCUAUGGAAGAGUGGCCGGCUAUCAAGCCGUCGAUGCCAUUUGGCCAAAUGCCGGUACUGGAGAUCGAUGGCAAGCAAUACGCGCAGAGUCUGGCCAUCUCUCGUUACCUCGGACGCAAGUAUGGACUUAACGGCAAGGACAUCGAAGAGGCAUUCGAGAUCGAUCAGAACGUGGAUUUCCUGAAUGACAUUCGUGAAAAAGCGGCAACAGUACAGUACGAGGCUGACAAGGUUUUAAAGGAAAAGAAACACGAAGAUUACUCAAAGAACGUGUACCCAGCAAUGUUGGACAAACUCGAUGAGAUUAUCAAGAAGAACAAUGGACACAUCGCUGCAGGAAAGCUCACAUGGGCCGAUUUCGUGUUCGCCGGUUUAUUCGAUUACCUCAAGUCGAUGCUUCGUAUUCCCGAUCUGGAGAAGAAGUACCCAAGCUACCAGCAAGUCAUCGACAAUGUUUACGCCAUCCCUAAAAUAGCAGCCUAUAAGGAAAAAGCGCCAAAGUCCGCUGAUUAAACAUUUGCGACAUUAUCUGUCUGUAAUGUUUAUAAUUUUGCCCUUUUAGUCAGUCAUUUUUGGAUCAUAGUGUGAAUUAUUGUGAUCCACGAGUGAUUUUGACAUUAAAUAAGGUAUAAUACUUUAUAAAAUAAAACAA